Molecule: messenger RNA, 5053 nt
Organism: Condylura cristata (star-nosed mole)
Lineage: Eukaryota; Metazoa; Chordata; Mammalia; Eulipotyphla; Talpidae
Gene: MRS2
Product: MRS2 magnesium transporter
Exons: 11
Coding region: 107-1429 (440 amino acids)
Biological process (GO): mitochondrial magnesium ion transmembrane transport
Cellular component (GO): mitochondrial inner membrane
Molecular function (GO): magnesium ion transmembrane transporter activity
Source: RefSeq, a predicted model, not a curated record
UGUAGCACCUGGGGCGCCCGGGCCGGGUCGCGUAGUGCCGGCUGAUCGCCACCGUCCGGCAUGAAGUACUGGGGUCUUGCAGCAGCCUUCUCUUCUCUCCAGCGCCAUGGUCUGCCUGCGGAGACUGACCCGAUCUCUGCCUCUUGCGGCGCGGCUGCCCCGGCGCACCCUGUGUGCUCUGGCCUUGAGCCUGACCCCUGUGACUCGUGCUGUGGACGCCCGCGGCCGCGCGGCCGGACUUCUGGGAAGGAACCGGGCCGCUCCGCGAUGUGGGCCCCACCGGAUCCGCAUGGCAGGUGAAAUAUACCGGUUUAGAACUUCUGAUAUCUCUCAAGCCACUUUAGCCAGCGUAGCCCCAGUGUUUACUGUGACAAAAUUUGAUGAAGGGGGAAAUGUUACUUCUUUUGAAAAGAAGAAGACUGACUUAUAUCAAGAGUUAGGCCUGCAAGCCAGAGAUCUCAGGUUUCAGCAUUUAAUGAGUAUCACAACAAGAAACAACAGGAUCAUCAUAAGAAUGGAGUAUUUGAAAGCUGUGAUAACUCCUGAGUGUCUUCUGAUAUUAGAUUAUCGUAAUUUAAAUUUAGAACAUUGGCUAUUUCGAGAACUCCCUUCACAGCUGGCUGGAGAGGGUCAGCUUGUUACAUACUCUUUACCUUUUGAGUUUAGAGCUAUAGAAGCACUCCUGCAAUAUCGGAUCAGCACUCUUCAGGGGAAACUUAGCAUUUUGCAGCCACUGGUCCUUGAGACAUUGGAAGCUUUAGUGGAUCCCAAACAUUCUUCUGUAGACAAAAGCAAACUACAUGUCUUACUGCAGAAUGGCAAAAGUCUAUCAGAAUUAGAAACAGAUAUUAAAAUCUUCAAAGAGUCGAUUUUGGAAAUCUUAGAUGAAGAAGAGUUGCUGGAAGAGCUUUGUCUAACAAAAUGGAGUGACCCGCAAGUCUUUGAAAAGAGCAGUGCUGGGAUUGACCAUGCAGAAGAGAUGGAGCUGCUGUUGGAAAACUACUACCGAUUAGCUGACGAUCUCUCCAAUGCAGCUCGGGAGCUGAGGGUACUGAUUGAUGAUUCACAGAGUAUAAUAUUCAUCAAUCUGGACAGCCACCGUAAUGUGAUGAUGAGGUUGAACCUACAGCUGACCAUGGGAACCUUCUCUCUUUCGCUCUUUGGUCUAAUGGGAGUGGCCUUUGGAAUGAAUUUGCAGUCUUCCCUUGAAGAGGACCAUAGGGUGUUUUGGCUGAUUACAGGAAUUAUGUUUAUGGGAAGUGGCCUAAUCUGGAGGCGUUUGCUGUCAUUCCUUGGACGCCAGCUUGAAGCUCCUUUGCCUCCUCUGAUGGCGUCUUUACCUAAAAAGGCAGAUAGAAGGAUGGAAUUGAAACACAGUUUCAGGCCAGAUGGAUUCGGAUCAAGCAGGAAUGUCCUAACAAACCGUUAGGGAAAACACAGUGGCACCUGGUAUUUCUUAUGGGGGUCGUAGGAGAAGCCUCUUGUUCUUAUGACUUUUAUAGAUUCAGGGACUUGAAAAAAAUUACUGAUAUUUAAAAUACAAUAUCUGCCAGUAAAAAGUAUAACGGCGGUCACCAAACUUCACUGCUUUCUCAGAAUUCUGAGAAAAGAAAGUGCUUGUUUCAAAAGGCCAAAAUCUAUUUCCUAUAAACUUAAAAGUCUGUUUUUGUAGACAUGAGACUUGUAAAGUGUUGACACAGUUAAGUUUUAAUUUAUACCUAUCAAGAAAAGUUCAAUUUAAUGCUGAGUAAAAGCCUGGAAAUUUAACAAAACCACCUUUUUAAAUCACAAUAGCCCCCUUUUCCCACAAGGAACUAUAUUCUUGUGAAUCUUCACACUCCACACACAGGUCACUAAAAAGCUAGCAAAAUAUAUAUUGACCUUAAAAUAAACUCUGGAAGUUUGUGCUUUAAAUUAAUCCUUGACUUAUAGUUGCCUUUUUUUUGUUUGUUUGUUUUUUAGGUGAAUAAAAAUAUUUUAACAAGAGCUAUAUGAAUUUAUAUGAAUUUUAGUUAAUCAGGUUUUACUUUCUCACCCCUAAAACUUUUUCUUUGCUUAACUGUCAAAGCCAUUGGAAGUAAAGUUUAUUCAUUUCGUUAGUGUUAUAGCUGUUUUGUUCAUUCCCGAAGGGUCUGUUUACCAACUGGUCUGGUAAUAGAAAUAAAAAUGCCAGUGUAGUAACUAAUUCAAAAAGACAGAUGAAGUCACAGGUUAAGUUUUCCUCAUUGCGCCAGUGGCUGUGGAAGUCAUUGACGAGAAGUUGGGAUGAGAAGUUGGGAUGGACGGGAUGGGACGGCAGGCUGGGCUGGGCUAGGGGCCGCAAGGGGCCCUUGCUGCUGUCAGGAGCACGUUCCUGGCUUCUCCAUGGGGAUAUGAGAAACCUGCUUGAUUUCUGGGAUAAAGUAUCCUCGAUAAUACUUAACAUUUCAUAGGGCACUCUUUGGCACUCCUCAAAACUAGUAAAAUAAACAAGUAAUAUUAACUAUACUUAACUGUACCAUAGGAGGAAUUCAAAGCAGAGAGCAAAAUGAUUUAACUAAUCAGGGCUUAGAUAGGAUACUGGUCAUUUUUCCUUGAGUUAUGACUUUGUUUAUAAACUUUUUUUUUGAUAAGUCUGUUUUAUUGGUAAAAGGGAAAAUAAAUGCAACUACCUCAUUAAGUCUGAUAAAGGGAAGUUACCAAUGGCUUAUAAAAUUGUGAAGGUGCUUAUAUCAAAUAUGAUUUGAUCUACCUUUCAUACUCAACUAGCUCAGCUUUGGUGAUUUCAGGAUACUUCUUAAAGUUCUCUUUAAUAAAACAACCUAUGCAAAAAAAAGAAAAAAUGUUGAGUAGUUUUAAAGUUUAAGUUGAAAGAAUAAACUAAGCACAUAAACUACUAUUUGAAAGUAAGGUGAUGGAAUAAAUACCAAACUUAAUUAAGUAAUCUUAACCUCUCUUUAGCAUGUGAAAAUGCAAAAUAUGUCUCUCUUAACAGUAUGCCUUUGCUUUUGGAAAGCUCUUAAGUAGUAUGCAGAAUAGACAUCAUUUAGGAUCUUAUUAGCACUUGCUGUAUUCUUGAGGAACUCAGACUGUUUUAAAUAACUGUUAAGCAAUCUCAUAAAGCUAUUUAUUUCGGUAAGUUACCCCAAAAGUUGUACACAUGUUCAUUGCUUAGAAUUGCAACAUUAAGCUCACACUUUAAAUGUAAGAUUUACUUUCAUUUACAUCAGUAAUAGCUACAGAAUGGUGGAAUGGGCGAUGCAUGGGAUAAGGACUUCAGAAACAGUUACUCCCAAACUUAAAUCGUAUUUAUUCUCUUAGAUCUUAUGCAACGACAUAAAACAAUUUCGAUCGAAAAGUUCAAAGUUGUAACGUAUAUACAUAAAUAAACAGUGAAAGCCUGUAAAUGUGAUAUGCUAUCUUGAAAUAAAAGUAAUUUUGUCGUAUAAAUUUAGACUCGUAUUAAUGAGAGUUUAAAACCCUACAAGGUCUCCCCAUCUUUGCUACUAUACAUUUCAGAGCAAACAUUUUAGAACUACAGUUAAUUCUUACUUACUGGGAUGAAAAUUUAAUCCAUCUGCUUGAAUAAUACAUUUGAUAGUAAUAUAUAUUUUUUUGUUCUCACCUAUCUGCUAUACAGGAUUUCCUCCAUUAGCGGGAGCACUAUUUACAUCACUUCUCACUAUGUGGAAUUAGUAUAGUUAAAUGUCCUACAUGAAAACUUGCUUAUGAUUUGUAAUUUUAAUCUCCAGCUGGUGGUUGCUUCCUGAUAUGGCUUAAACAUGGGUUAUAUCAUGUGAUAACUGAUACAAUAAUGACAAAGUACACAUUCUUCUAAAGAAAAGAUUCAGUACAGAGAGAAACAUUUCCUGGCUGAAAUGCCUUGUCAUCAAUAUGUUCUUCACCCAGACUUCUUGAGAAACCUAGUAAAUGAGUACAUCUAACUCCUUGUAAUUUAAAAUCAGACUUCCUUUUAAUUAAAAAUACUUCCUGAAAUGAGUUGCCAGUAAUUGUUAUCCAAACUAAGCCAAACACAUAUCUCUUUAAGAAAGAUGGAAAUGCCAGGAGGAAGCAGGGGAGCUGCCCAGCUGUGUGCCUAUUCACGUUCUUUUCUUAUGUGGACUCACUUUAUGCUCACAACUUUAACUUCUAGUUGAUGUAACUUUAUGCUUCAGCGGGACUCCUUAGACCAUCUAUUCUGCCUCUUCGGGAAACUGAUAAGGGCUCCUGCCCUGUGUUAUUCUUCUCCUAUUCUUGGUUUCCUUUUACUGGUAUCAGAAGAGGUUCUUCCUUAUUGACACAGAGUAAAGUAGUUAUAUUUACAGAUAAUCCUGUACCUUUGUAGUAAAACUAAAACUCCAUGGUGUAUUCCUACUCCUUAAGUAUGCCUGCAGGCCUGCUAGGUGAAACUACACUAUUAAAACCAGCCCAGGAAUAAGUAAAGCCAAGCCUGUUCCACUCCUCUUGGUUCCUUAGCAGUGAGUAGCCUUUAGCUCAGGCCAGAUCUCUUCUCUUUGUGUUUGCUAUGGUGGCACAACUUGGCCUCUAAUGCAACAGAGGCCACUCUUGAAGUGACUUGUUCUGCAGUUUUUACAUUUGUCCUUCACUAUAUGAAACAUUCAAAAUAAUUCUCAUUCAUAAGCAACCAUAUCAUUUACACAUGAUUUUGGAGUUUUGAGGUCAUCCCUCACACCCCCAUACUUUUUCAUUCAUUCUGUUUCUCUACUGUUUGACCUUGCUUUAUGCGAUUUCAUUUUGAUUAUAGAAAGUCACCAAUUUUAAAAGGACAUCUUUAAGAAGGAAUUGUGUGUAGAGAUUUUCCCAAGAGAUAAACAGAAGACUUUCUAGGAAUUAUAUGGAAGCAGAAAUUCAGCAUACAACAGGGCAUGAAUGACCACUGUCUGCUACUUGCCAUAAUUCUGAUGUAGUCAUAAUUUAUCAUCUGCCCAGAUAGCCUGGCUGUGUAUGUCUUCACUCCCAGGAGCCUCAUCUUUGUCUAGAAGAAUCUACAAAGGUUCAUGCCACUUUGUCCACCAAACCUCCCACCCUGGAGAUGGUGUAGCAGGAGAGAGGG